Molecule: messenger RNA, 1954 nt
Organism: Hordeum vulgare subsp. vulgare (domesticated barley)
Lineage: Eukaryota; Viridiplantae; Streptophyta; Magnoliopsida; Poales; Poaceae
Product: transcription factor bHLH94-like
Exons: 3
Coding region: 592-1635 (347 amino acids)
Biological process (GO): regulation of transcription by RNA polymerase II
Molecular function (GO): RNA polymerase II cis-regulatory region sequence-specific DNA binding; DNA-binding transcription factor activity, RNA polymerase II-specific; protein dimerization activity
Source: RefSeq, a predicted model, not a curated record
CCGAUAAUUCAAGAAUCAUGUAAUGUAAAUCAAAGAGGCGCCCAAGAAAAACCGUGCAGCUCCUCCUCCCAUCGCAGAGGGAAGCCCUCGGUUGGUCUUCUGACUAGUCACCCGGUCACACGGCAGUAGCACGACACGACGCACUGCACAAAAAACGCAGUGCAGAUAUUAACAAAAGAGCUCAGCCUUUUGAUCAUUUGAUGCCUACUCUACUGGGAGCACAGCGCCCUCUCCCACUGUUGCUGCUACGCGAGCGCGCGAAUGCAGCAGGCUGGCUGGCGUGCGUGCCCAAACCAAACCUUAUCUUUCCCCCCAUAUACCCCAGCCCAGUAAGCGGCAGUACCCCCGCAGUAGACCACCACACCGGAGGGAAAGAAACAUACGCAUCCCACCAACGCGAGCGCCUCAGAGAUCCUCAGAAUCACUGCUACAGCUAAGUCAGCAGCAAAGGAGCGAGAUAAGUAGUGAGCCAGCGGUGGUGGUGCGCGACUUCCCUCCGUCGUCGCCAAAAGCAUCGCGACACCGAGAAACGGCCACCAACCGAGAGCAAGCGAGCGAGGGCGCGAGUCAGCCAUCCGUCCGUCCUCGACCAUGGCGCUAGUGGACGCGCUGUGCGCCUCCAGCGUCGAAAAUGCGGCGCUCGUCUACAACACCUUCAACGCCGCGGGCUUCCUCUUGGACAAUGCCGCGGCGGGUUUCUACGACGGUGCCGGCAUUGCCAGUGGCCCGGCGCACGAGCUUCAGGCGCCCGACAGAGCGCCGGGGCUGUCCGCCGUGGGCGACGUGGCGGCGUCCCUGGAGAAGCAGGCGACGUCGUCGCCCGCGCCGCCUAGGAGGAAGCGGCGGCGGCGGGCGAGGAGCUGCAAGUCGAGGGAGGAGGCCGAGUGCCAGCGCAUGACCCACAUCGCCGUGGAGCGCAACCGCCGGCGCCAGAUGAACGAGUACCUCGUCUUGCUCCGCUCCCUCAUGCCGGAGUCCUACGUCCAGAGGGGUGACCAGGCGUCGAUCGUCGGAGGGGCGAUAGAUUUCGUCAAGGAGCUGGAGCAGCAGCUGCAGUCCCUGGAAGCGCAGAAGCGGGCGCUGGCUCGCCAGCAGCAGCACAAGGCAGGAUGCGACGCGACGCCGCUGCCGGCGCGCGCCAGCACCAGCGGUGGCAACGGCGGCGCCGCCUGCGUGGAGUCCACGAGCAACUGCAGCAGCAGCGUCACCGAGGCGGACGGCGCGUCCGACGCCCCGCCGUUCGCGGGGUUCUUCACGUACCCGCAGUACGUGUGGUGCCAGUCGCCGCGCGACGCCACGACGCUGUCGGCGGACGAGAGCCGCGCCGGGGUGGCCGACAUCGAGGUGAACCUGGUGGAGACGCACGCCAGCCUCCGCGUCAUGGCGCCGCGGCGGCCCGGCCAGCUGCUCCGCAUGGUCGCCGGCCUGCAGGCGCUCCGGCUCACCGUGCUGCACCUCAACGUCACCGCGCUCGGCUCCCUGGUCCUCUACUCCCUCAGCCUCAAGGUGGAGGAGGGGUGCGAUCUGACGACGGCGGACGACAUCGCCGCGGCGGUGCACCAUGUGCUCUGCUUCAUCCACGCGGAGGCGGAGGCGGAGGCGACGGCGCAGCAGCUGCUGGCGCCCGCGCCGUAGCCGACGAUGGCCGCGGCGGGCGGAGGGUUAAGCGAAGCCGCAACUAGGUAGUGCACGCCAUGAAGGACGAAGGACGAGUCGUGUAAUCUAACCCGUCGGAUCUACUGGGCUUAGAUGCUGUGGGCGGUGCAUGUCGCGCUGCCGCUUUGUGGAAAGUCUACCCAGUCCCAGUGUGAUGCGGCAGAGUACUGUGCUGUAGUAGGUUCAUCUGCAUGCGUAUUAUAGGCGAGUCGUUUCAGUUUCUCAAAAAACACAAGAUUUCUGUGCCACUGAUUAUUUUCAGUUUAUGCCACUCAUCAAGUGCUGGCCAUUCCUUUAA